Molecule: messenger RNA, 2629 nt
Organism: Culex pipiens pallens (northern house mosquito)
Lineage: Eukaryota; Metazoa; Arthropoda; Insecta; Diptera; Culicidae
Gene: Asator
Product: tau-tubulin kinase homolog Asator
Exons: 11
Coding region: 414-2537 (707 amino acids)
Biological process (GO): peptidyl-serine phosphorylation; signal transduction
Cellular component (GO): cytoplasm; nucleus
Molecular function (GO): protein serine/threonine kinase activity; ATP binding
Source: RefSeq, a predicted model, not a curated record
GGCGUUCGAUAGGUCGCUCGGGGCCAGUCAGUCUUCAGUUGCGUUCGUCGGGUGCGCAAGGAAAAGUCGUGGCCGUCUUUGUCUCACGGUAGUCGUGUGUCAGUUCUCUCACUUUUCGCUGUGAAAAUGGUCUAAACCCAGUUGGACGGGAUGAAGAAGCAACGGGAACCGGAUCGCAUCGCAGUCUUCGGCAAACUGACAGGCUAGUAGUCGCGGACGACGUCAAUCCCAAGUUCCGGAACUCUGCGAAAACGACAGCGGCGGCGGCGGCUAUCCCCUAAAAGCCACCAACCUCUCUUUCUCACAGUUAUCCGGAAUAGGGCCGCUCGCACCGCGUGUUGCAAGCGGCUUAGAAAACCAAAUUCGCGACGCAGACCGAUAAAGCAAACGGCCCCAAAAUUACGGACAACACCAUGGAGGACCUGCUGCAGGGCGGCCACGUCGUCAAGGAGCGGUGGAAGGUCCUUAAAAAGAUCGGCGGCGGUGGCUUCGGCGAGAUCUACGAGGGCCAGGACCUGAUCACUCGAGAGCAGGUCGCCCUGAAGGUCGAGUCAGCCCGGCAGCCCAAGCAGGUCCUCAAAAUGGAGGUGGCCGUCCUGAAGAAGUUGCAGGGAAAGGAGCACAUCUGCCGGUUCAUCGGGUGUGGCCGGAACGAUCGCUUCAACUACGUGGUGAUGCAGCUGCAGGGCAAAAACCUGGCCGAGCUGCGGCGCUCGCAGGCCCGCGGGGCGUUCUCCCUCAGCACCACGCUCCGGAUCGGGCUGCAGAUACUCAGAUCGAUCGAGUCGAUCCACUCGGUCGGGUUUCUUCAUCGUGAUAUUAAGCCAAGCAACUUUGCCAUCGGGAGGUUACCGUGCAAUAAUCGUAAAAUUUACAUGUUGGAUUUUGGUUUAGCUAGACAGUAUACUACCGGCACCGGAGAGGUUCGAUGUCCCCGGGCGGCCGCUGGUUUCCGUGGUACUGUGAGAUAUGCAUCGCUGAACGCGCACAAAAAUCGGGAAAUGGGUCGGCAGGACGAUCUGUGGUCUUUGUUCUAUAUGCUUGUUGAGUUUGUUACCGGCCAGCUUCCGUGGCGUAAAAUUAAGGAUAAGGAGCAGGUUGGUUUGUUAAAGGAAAAGUACGAUCAUCGUUUGCUACUCAAGCACUUGCCUUCAGAUUUCAAGUACUUCUUAGAUCACAUUCAAUCGCUAAACUACGCCGACAAGCCCGACUAUGCCAUGCUGGUAACCCUGUUUGAGCGGUGCAUGAAGCGCCGCGGCGUCAAGGAAACCGAUCCGUUCGACUGGGAAAAGGUGGAGGAGAACAACGCCGACCACGUCGGCGGCGAAGCCAAAGUAGUAAACGCAGCCGUACCAAAGAGUGAACUAAUUAAGAAACACAAAGAUAUCGAACUGACGGAGGUGAGGAAACGCAAAGUGAUUCCAGACUCGGUCAAGGUGAUGCACACCGAACCCAUUGAGUCGAUAAAGCCGCAACAGCUGCUCCAGCAGCAGCAGCAGCAGCAGGCGCAACAGAACAAUGCCGUGGCCAAGGCUAAUGGGACCGCAACCGGCAACGGAAUCACCACGGCACAGGCCAACGGGCAGAACGAAAAGUACGCCGCCGGUGAUCCGCUGGAUCCGCGGUUGCGGCAAGCGUUCAAGGACGCACUGAUCGCCAGCCAGGAGGCGGGCACCAAGGUGAAGCCGGAGAUUCCGCUGUUGCGAGCCCACACGGAUGUCAACAAGCCGUCGUCGAAGCACGGUGGUAGCCGGUUACGGAUCUUGACGGCACCGCCGGUCAACAUCAAAGACUUUGCGUCGUCGAUGGACGCCAGCCUGCACCAGCAGCACUCGCAGGCCAACGAUCUGAACCUGUCGGAGGCGACCCGGGCCAAGCUGAAGAUGACGUCGGCGGGCAACAACGCCGACGGGGACGACGUCAGCUGUACGCCAGGCCUGGGCAAUACGGACGGUCAGUCGCCGGGCACGUGCGGCCCGGACAGUCUCCAGCAGGGCCUGGGCAACUCGCAGCUGACCCAGCGGCAAUCGCUGCACCUCGGCGGCAAGAGUCUGCGGUCGUUUGCGACCCAGUCGGCCAAGUACCGCAGCGUGGCGGACGACAAGAGCUGUCGGGACUACUCGAUCACGCAGCACGCCAUCAUCGACGACGAUAACGCUAGCCAGCACCAGACGCCCAAGUACCAGGGCGCCCUGACCUUGGCCUCGCAGUGGAAGAGCCAGUUUGACGACUCGGACGACUCCACCGACGGCCUCUGGAAGGGGGAGCAACAUUCCGAAAACGCAUCCAAGAAGAAUAUCCAGCAGCAACAUAGCAGCAAGCAAAACAACAACAACAACAACACAUCGACGAGUGCUAUUGUUAACAAUGUCACUACCAAUGCUCCUAUUGUUACUACAACUACCACAACUACUACUACAACUACAACUACUCCUAAUAAUGCUACUAUUACCAACAACCAACAACCGCCGCCGCAACCAGAAGACGCAGACGCUGACGCAGCAAUAGAGCUUGUUGCCGCUACUCUCAACUCUUAAUUUAUCCCCGAAUGAUGAGCAAGAAUUAUGACAAAAAUAAAACAAAACAAAAGAGAAAAGUAAAGCGUAUAAAGCAGUAUAGAGAGAUCGAA